Messenger RNA from Aplysia californica (California sea hare), 1029 nucleotides. Its product is annotated as putative methyltransferase DDB_G0268948. The record is from RefSeq and is a predicted model, not a curated record. Gene Ontology annotation, molecular function: S-adenosylmethionine-dependent methyltransferase activity. The coding region runs from base 187 to 1023 and encodes 278 amino acids. The transcript has 7 exons. NCBI's taxonomy places the organism in Eukaryota, Metazoa, Mollusca, Gastropoda, Aplysiida, Aplysiidae.
AGCGUCGAGUAUUCAUUCCACUGUGUUAUAGAAUUAUAAUCCAUUUCCAGUUUCGAGGAUAGCGUGGGUCUAUUGGGUGUCUUUGCUUGGUAAACCUGCGCCAGGACCCAAGCUGUUUCGACACGAUCAUUCACCUGAACAGCGGCCAGGACGCCUCAUGCAGCCAAUCUUCUAAUCAUCUCAAAUAUGGAUAAAUUCACUCCGGACCACUCGCAGUUCUUCUGUUCUGAAGACAGCAGCAAGCUCUAUAUCAAGUACAGGCCCACGUACCCAGACAGACUCUACGAAAAGGUCUUCAAGUUUUGUCAAGAGUCGGAGACUUGUACCUGGGAGCUGGCGGUUGAUGUGGCCUGUGGUUCUGGACAGAGUACGCUGCCCUUGGCAAAGUUCUUCAAACAGGUGAUCGCCGUAGACAGCAGUGAGAAACAGAUCAGCCAAGCACCCCAGCACAUGAGCGACAUCAGCUUCCGGUGUGGCUCAGCGUAUGACCUCAAGUUUAUAAGUUCAGGGAGUGUGGAUUUGGUUACUGUAGCAACCGCUUUUCAUUGGUUCGACCCAGAGAGAUUCUUUGAGGAGGCAGAUCGAAUACUGAAGCCCGGGGGUUCCCUCAUUCUGUAUAGUUUUGGCCCAGAGUCCUUCACACAUCCUGAGGCCGACAGAUACAUACAGUAUCUAAAUCUAUCUUCCAAAUACGUGGCAAAGUAUUACCCGGCAACAGAGAAACUCAUCAACAGAUACAGGGACGUGACUUUACCUUAUCCAGGGUGGCGGAGGGAAGAGAUUGAGCCCCUUCUCUAUGAUUUGAGUAUAGAAGACUACGGGGGCUUUGUUGCGUCACUGGGGUCAGCCCAGUGGUUUACAGACUCGCCUCGGGGGCACGACCUGCCAGGGGAAAUCAUCAGAACGCUGCGAUUUCUGUGUUGGAAGGAGUUGGACUCUGACCUUGACUACAAACUGACAGUGAGCUUCCCGCUGUUUUUUGUGAUGGGCCGAAAACCCAACGGUGGAAAGAAGAAACAAUAAAAUAUG